Xiphophorus hellerii (green swordtail) is the source of this 2900-nucleotide messenger RNA. RefSeq names its product ras-related C3 botulinum toxin substrate 1-like. The coding region runs from base 276 to 857 and encodes 193 amino acids. NCBI's taxonomy places the organism in Eukaryota, Metazoa, Chordata, Actinopteri, Cyprinodontiformes, Poeciliidae. Gene Ontology annotation, molecular function: GTP binding; GTPase activity. Gene Ontology annotation, biological process: small GTPase-mediated signal transduction. The record is from RefSeq and is a predicted model, not a curated record. The transcript has 6 exons.
CAGUUUCCAAAUCAAACCGUGGGCGUAUUUUUCCUUCAAUCUUGCUUCGAUUUUUUUUCACUUCUGGGUGUUGUCUGUGUUUUUUUUUUACGUCUCUGAAGUUUCACUGGGGGUGUUGCUCCUGACCCAGACACGGACAGUCAGAUAGUUCGUUCUAUGUAGAAUUUUUAUAAAUCACUUCCCAGUUAUUCUCUCUCUUUUCGCUGCACUUUUAGGCAGCACAAGCAGACUGCUUUAGUUUAGCUGCUGUUAGCCUGACCAGCUAACUGGGAUCGAUGCAGGCCAUUAAGUGUGUGGUGGUGGGAGACGGGGCUGUGGGUAAAACAUGUCUGCUCAUCAGCUACACCACCAACGCCUUCCCAGGAGAAUACAUCCCCACGGUAUUCGACAACUACUCCGCUAAUGUGAUGGUGGACGGGAAACCAGUGAACCUGGGUCUGUGGGACACAGCAGGACAGGAGGACUACGACCGGCUGAGGCCGCUGUCCUACCCUCAGACAGACGUUUUUCUUAUUUGCUUCUCACUCGUCAGUCCAGCUUCCUUUGAAAACGUCCGGGCCAAGUGGUAUCCAGAGGUCAGACACCACUGCCCCAAGACGCCAAUCAUCCUGGUGGGCACCAAGUUGGACUUGAGGGAUGACAAGGACACCAUUGAAAAGCUGAAGGAGAAGAAACUCUCCCCCAUCAUCUAUCCACAGGGCUUGGCCAUGGCUAAGGAAAUAAGUGCAGUGAAGUACCUGGAGUGCUCCGCUCUGACGCAGCGCGGCCUUAAGACGGUGUUCGAUGAAGCCAUCAGGGCGGUCCUGUGCCCCCAGCCCACCAAGAAGCCCAGGCGGAGGAAGUGCACCGUACUGUAAGGAAGACCCGUCCGGAUCAGAACACACGGCCAGGAUGAGGGAAAAACAGCACACGGGUUCCCACAGCUAGCUUUUCUACCACGCCGGAUCAGAGCAUUUUGUACAUAGAAAAACAAAACAAAAAAAAAGAGUAAAUUUCCACCCUUAAUUUUGAGAUUAAUCUCAGAAAUUUUCUGGAAAAAAACACGGAAGUUUCUGAGUUUCAAAGGUCGAACAUUAUCGACCUUUGAAACUCAGAAAUGUCCACAUUUUUUUCUAGAGGAUUUUUGAGAUGAAUCUUGAAAUUUCCAAGUUGUUGGUAGAAAUGCACUUCUUAAAAAAAAAAAAAAAAUGUUCCUAUCUCCAAUGGCCCUGAGAUGUCGUAUGUCUGACUUCCAUCUGAAAGAUCUUCAUAGAUCUAAGUGAAGCUUUUUUCUUUUUUUUUAAUGAGUGGAUCCAGAUGUUCGUGUGGUUGCUUACAUCUGGCUCUUUCAGAUUCAUUAGUACAUGGUAAAUUUUGAAAAGCCCUCAGGAUGAGGGUAAGCUAUACGAUUGAAAAUUUUAUGAAAAAUAUUCAUGUAUUUUUGUCAUAUGCAAUGAAGAAACACUACUUGAAUGUGGAUUUGUCAUAUUACUAGAUUUUUACAGAAGGUCCAGUGCUUCACUUUGCCCUGAACACUAAGAUUCCUGCUGCCUUUACUGAAUUUUACUUUAUGCAAAAAUGUUUUUAGACACAUUUUUAUUUUAAAUGUCACUUGAUUUGCUAGUUGUGCUUGACAGACUGGUUUGUUUACAUGACUUCAUUUAGAUGGAGGUUGCAGAAACCCAGAUUGCUGAUCAUAUUGUUGUUUUAAUGUUUGUUUUUCUCACUUGGAGUCGCACCGAUUUUCUCGCCGAUCUUUAAGAAGCUUGAACUGCCGAUUCCAGUUUUGACAGAUGGCAAUUUGUCAAUCGUCUGAAAAGUCGUUAAAAAUAUACAGGUCUGAAAAUCAGCUGAUUUUUUUUCGCGGAGGCAAAUAAGAUCGGUUUCUCAUCCGAGUAUCGGCCAAUUUCUCAAAGAUUGAGGAAAUAUGUGAGGAAAAAUGAGUUUAUUGGUGCACCCCUAAUUUCAACAUGUGUAGGACAUGGCAACCUCACGCCUAGCCCGUUAAAACUGACAGAAGGAAAAGGAGUCCAACUCCUGGAGGACAGUAUUUUAGUUGCAUUCACUGCAUUUAUCUUUUUUUUUUUUUUUCAGAACAUAUUUAUGUUGUUAUGAAGGUUUGUGGUUUUUCACGCUUUAUUCCAAGUUUCUGAAGUGAGUCAGUGUUGUAAUAUCUGAAGGGUGGAGCUCAAUCAGUGUUAGAGAUUUAAUGUUGCACAAAAAUUAGACAUGGGUUGGUUGGAAAUUCUCAGACUGAUUCAAAUGACUCAUCUUGUCGCAAACAAAAAUUACAUACGACAACAAAGCUGUUUUAUUCUAUCCAAGAUGUUGCACUACAAUACUAAUCAGACUUUGAGCAGAAAUUGAGUCGAAAGCAAAAUUUUUCUAGCUUCAUCCCAGCUGCUCUUCAGUAAUAGUGGGAGCAAAAACAAGCUGGUCAGUGUGAUUGUCUGCUGACUAGCUUGUGGAUCCAAACUGUGUUUUAAAGCAACGUUGGCUUCAUAAAGGUGCUCAUUAGCGCCACCUGUGGUUCCAGCUCAACUGGGUUCCUUUUUCCUGCCAGCUAACCUAACAGCACAGCAACACGUUGGGGAGGGGGCAACGCUAUUCUGUUCCAUUUCGCCAAAGAAAACUCUGGUUACAAUCACUUAACAAAAAGGACUUCACUGUCACUGGAAGAAUGGCUCAAUAGGAACAUGUUUUACUCGAUUUUUCUAAUCUGUAACCGGCCCAUGCCUAAUGCUGAAUGAAUCAGAGGCUGCCCAACUUGAUACGAGAAAAACUAAACCAGCACAGGUACUCUGAAGAGCCAUGAAUUCUGAAGAGCCAUGAAUUCUGGACACUUUGUAAUCGUUUUCAAUACAGCAGUAUCUUUUUGUAGUGUUGUGUUUUUUAAAGCAAAUAAAGCAUUUCCAAAGCUC